Prorocentrum cordatum is the source of this 1800-nucleotide messenger RNA. The record is from the annotation of a GenBank genome assembly. Lineage: Eukaryota; Dinophyceae; Prorocentrales; Prorocentraceae.
AUGUCUACUGUCUACAUGCAUGCAUGCAUACGUAUAGACAUAUGCAUAUGUGUGUACGUGGGCGGACUUCUCUGCAUGCCGCAAAUUACUUGGAUUACUCUUGGGCUCUCUUCGGCGCUGCCCGUAAUCUGUUCUUCUCUGCAGCUCGAGCGGUUGAAUUAUAGUCUUGACGACCUCGAUUCAUUGGAGCUCGAAGAGGAAGAGGUUUCCGACAUAGAGCUCGGUCGGUAUGAACUGGAAAGUUACUUAACUUAUAACCUUGACGAGGAACGUGUGAGUAUGAAGGGAAUUGGAAUCGACGUGCCUUACCUUGGGUGGCUUUGGAAAUUCUACAAGGUUGAUGGUUGCCAAACACAUCUACCAGCCACUUGGGACGAAUCAAAUUUAGUUUGCGAGUUCAUUAGUGUGCGCUUGGGCUUCCUAAGUGACUUACAAGGUUGUGGGUUGGCUGGCUUCAAAUAUGGAGAUAUGCGGAACCACGCUGCCAAAGCAACGACGACGAUGGAGGUGACGGCUGCCGGCGAACACACGUUCAGUAUGCAAAUCAAAGAUGGGGGUAAACUUCUGGUCGACGGCGUGGAGCUGAUCAACAUGGAUGGUCUGUAUUAUGGACAGCUGGAUUGCAGGGCCUGCCGGAAUGGACAAGACGUUCGCUGCGCAGAGGCGAAUAUAUAUUUAGGCGUUGGGAACCACAGCCUCGAGUGGCAGACUUUUGCGAUGUUUGGGCGGCGCCGUCGUGCGUACAUGACCCUCACGCUGGAAGGACCCGAGACGGCAUUCCGCAGGCGAGUGACCCGCGGCCUAUCAAACCAGCUCUUCAAUGGAAACUCAUAUGACGGCCAGGACCCAAGCUCUUUGCACGAGUUCAAGAAAAGUCUCCCAUACAGGCUAUACCACGGUGCCGUCGACGAUACCUCUUGCCUGAGGUUAUGCAAUCAGAUUCAUGGAUGCGGAGCAGGCUGGAGCCUUGAGAACUGCGCUGGUCGCGGCCCCUACGCCGACUUCAACCCUAUUACAAAGGGCGGGGACGGGUCAGGCGGCUGGACAGUAGUUCAGGCUGACAUAUGUACCGACGACGACCCUGGCUGUGACGCUGUCGACUUACCGACCACUCUGACGACUGGUAGUAUUUUGUUCACCACCACCACGACCACGGGCGUUGGAGGAGGAGGAAAUGAUCUUGCUGAUCCGGUCACGACGACAACUACAAUCAUAGGUACGGGUGCCACCAUAACCACUACUACAAUUGGAGGGGUAGGCAGUGGAUUAACCACAAGUUCAGGUGCUAGCGCAACUACAACUACUACUUUAACCCCAAAUCCCGUGGUGGCUGCCGUCGGCGAUCCGCAUUUGCAAAACAUCUAUGGUCAACAAUUCGACUUGAUGAAGCCUGGUCAUCACGUUCUGAUCAGUAUUCCACGGGGAGUGCGCGUAGAGAACGCACUACUUCGUGUAGAUGCUGAGGCACGCCGACUGGGUGGAUCAUGUGCAGAUGUUUAUUUCCAGGAUCUGAAUGUCACAGGGGCUUGGAUAGAAGCGAAGCAUACUGGCGGCCUCCGUUUCCAAGCUGAAGAUCUGGGAGACAGAGAUUUGAAUUGGGAACAGUUUGGAAAGGUAGAACUGAAAGUUGCCCAUGGGUGCACACAGCAGGGCACCCGGUAUCUGAAUUUGUACGUUAAGCACCUUACGCGUGCCGAGUUUGUUGUCGGAGGAUUGCUUGGAGAAGAUGAUCACGAGGAGGCAGCGACGCCCUCGGUGUCAUGCGUUCAUCGCCUGUCCCUUGUCCAGGCCGCUUCCUGA